AGGAACUCUAGUUGUAUCGCAAUAUGAUUGCGAGUGCCUACGGCUGCGUUUCAAUAUUCAAUGCUAGUCUGAAAAUAUAUAGUUCAGGUUACAUAUAUUAUAGAUUUUCAGUACUUGCAGUGAAUAUCGGAACGCAGCCUACAUGAAAAUUUCGUGGUUCAAGACAUCAAUGGCUCGCGGUUGUUGUUCAUAUUAUUUGUAAUAGCUUUAAGAUAGCAGAGUGAACACAAGUAUUACAAAACUCGGGCGAAGGACUGUCUCGCAAUCCUCAUAUCAGAAUUUCAUUGCGAUGGCUGAAAAUCGGGAUGCGAUUCUGGCUGACUUUCAGGCUUGCACCGGAAUCGAAGAUUUUGGAGAAGCCAUUCUAUAUUUGGAAGAAACAAAUUGGGAUUUACUGGCUGCAAUAAACAAAGCCAUGCCUCAGACUACACAGCAGCUACCUUCUGAAAUGACUCCAGAUAUAGAAAUGGUAGAAGAAAUUAAAGUAACACCACGCUCGUCUUCUUCAAAACUGCAAGUGGUGCAGAAUUCGAAAAAGACAGUAACUGCAAAAGCAGAUAUAAUAGAAAAUGCAAAACCUGGAACGAGUAGAUCUAAGAGUUGUAUGAAAAACAGAAUACUUACAUUCCAUAUUAAUUAUCUUGAUAACAUUUAUAAGCUAAAUUUAUCUGAGUUGUCCACUUUGAGAGAUCUUAAGCAAUUUAUAUGGUAUAAAACGAGUGUAGCACCCUGCCAACAGAAUCUUCAUGGAUGGAAGACAGAACCUGAAACACCGAAUACAGUACUGCAAACAUUAGAUUUGCCUAGAGAAAGUACAUUAUAUUUAUCAUCAUUAUCACAAGAUGGCGACUUGGCUAAUGAAAGCAUAAGUCUGUCAGAUCGCAUGAUUCAGUUUUACACAUUGAACAUAAAGGACGAGGUUCACAAUAAAACGUAUAAACUGAAAUUCCCUGGCACGCGUACUGUGCUAGAAGUAAAGGCGGACAUCUACUCGUUAAUAGAUGUACCUGUGCGAAAUCAGCAGUGGAAAGGUUGGCCUAGUUCGCUCAAAGAUGAUAAUGUGAUACUGGCACAAAGUGGGAUAUGUUUUCCAGAACACGAUUUGUUCGUUGGGAAGCUUCCUGCGAAGGAAGAAAAAAAGAAGGUCGUAGAUUUAAUUGACAGUGAUAGUUCCAUAGACGAGCCGGAAGAUGUGGAAGAAUUUGAAGAUGUUCCCGAAGAGUUUACUGGUGACGAUGAUAUUUUCAUAGACGACGUUAAACCCACUAAAAUAGAACGUCUCAUGCCAGAGAAUGUAGUAGAUGAGGUGAUGGGUACGUUACAUUUCGCGGAGCAAUUCGAAAAACGAUAUGGACCAGCGCAUCCAGAAUUUUUCACAGGUACAUUCGAAGACGCUCUGAAAGAAUCGUGUUUAAAACCAGCGAAAGAGAGAAAAUUAUUGGCUGUAUAUUUACAUCACGAUAACAGCGUAUUAGCAAAUGUCUUUUGUACUCAACUAUUAGGCUUCGAAACGGUGCUUCAACUUCUUUCAGCAAAUUUUAUAGUUUGGGGUUGGGAUAUCACAUAUGACUCUAACAAAGAAAGGUUUUUGUAUUCUGUAACUCAAACUCUUGGUACCGUCGGUUCUUUGGCUGUGUCAAGCAUAGAUGUCGAUACCUUGCCAGUUCUUAUGAUUAUUAUGAGAUCUAGAUCGAAUACAGAGAUAUUUACGAUCGUAGACGGCAAUGUAGGUGUUAAUGAGUUAUUAACGAAUUUGGUACAAGCCGUCGAUGUGUUUCAAGAGCAAAGACGAGCUGAUAUCGGUGUUGAAGAAGAACGGCAGGCUAGAGAAAGAGUCAAACAGGAACAAGACAGAGCAUAUCAAGAGAGUUUGGCAGCUGAUAGAGCGAAAGAAGAAGCGAAACAGAUGCAAGAGGAACUUGAAAAGAAAAAGGAACAAGCUGAAAAUGAAAGGUUAGCUGAAGAAGCGAGAAAAGAAGCUCACAGACAAGCUGUAGAGUCUAGUUUACCACCUGAACCACAACAAGGGGCAGGCGAUGGUGUAAUGAAAGUAAGAGUACGACUGCCGGCUGGAAAAUUCCUGGAACGUAAAUUUCAAUCAGAUACACCAUUACAAACACUCUUUAAUUUCCUUAUUGUGGAAGGUUAUCCUACAGAGGAAUACAAGCUCCUAUCUAGUUGGCCUCGAAGGGAUUUAACAUCUAUGGAUUCAAAGCUUACUUUGAUGGACUUGAAAUUUUGUCCCCAGGAAACAGUAAUUUUAGAAGAACGAUAAAUAAUAUGUUGUAAUUAAAUUGAAAUGUAGAAAUUAAGUGUCGCGAAAUAUUCUUCAGAAAUGUAUUUAUUUAACAACUUCGAGAUAGCAGUUAUUGAGUCCUGUUUAUCUUGCGAGUAUACAUUUUUACGCUGAAUUUUUCUUGUACGAGAAGAAGUCGUAUUGUGAUGCACUCUCUGCGCGAAUAUAAUUUUUAUUUUAUAAAAAAAAGAGAAAAAGAAAGUUCUUUCCAUUAUAUACUUUAAAUUCCCAGGAAUAAAUAGAAUUUUGGACAAACUCUCCCUGAUUUUAAACGA
Molecule: messenger RNA, 2571 nt
Organism: Pogonomyrmex barbatus (red harvester ant)
Lineage: Eukaryota; Metazoa; Arthropoda; Insecta; Hymenoptera; Formicidae
Gene: casp
Product: Fas associated factor casp
Biological process (GO): ERAD pathway
Cellular component (GO): nucleus; endoplasmic reticulum
Molecular function (GO): ubiquitin binding
Source: RefSeq, a predicted model, not a curated record